UUUAUUGUCUAAUAUUAACAGUAAAUUUGGAAAUGAAUUAAGUUUUUACUAACAAAAUAUUUGAAUUCGUUUACAUACCUUUGUUUGGUACGAAAAGAAUGUAGCUAUAUAGUUCUCUGAUGGCUUUAACAAAGAAAGACGGGAAUUGGGAUCGUAUUUUUCUGUAAAUUGCAUAAAACCACUGUUUGUUGUAAUUUUAAACAUCAGUAUGCCAUUUUCUUUAAUAUUGAACAUAACAUUAGUUCUUCUGUUUAUAUUCGAUUGAUGAGUGAAUGCAGUUAGCAGAGUGCACUGACCCAAGAAAUGAAAAGAGAUGGUCACUGACCGUACCUAAGCGCGAUUCACUGUUUACAUCCAGUUUUACAUCUCGAACUGUCAAGGUGAAGCACGGCAUCAACACUCCAUCGCCGUUAAGCUUCAGUGCACCACAGACUGUUGGCCGUGUGAAAAUAAAGUACUUUCACGUAGUAAAGUGCAUUGGAGAAAUCAAACAUAGCAUUAUUGCGUGUGUAACUGUCAAAAUUUUUGAUCGCGCGAAAAUGUCGAAAGUAAGCCAUACCGGAACAGGAAUGAACAAAGGCGAGCAAGAAUUUUUGUUCUCGAACAAAGAAGCGUCUGGCAGUGAACAUAAUAUUUUAAGAAUGGUUUCUAGCAUAUCUACAUCUCAGGAUGAAAAUUUUCGCGUGUUAAAGCAUGCAGAGAAUAGUCUUAGAGUUAUGGAGAAGUAUCUUCAUAAGCAACAAUUGACAGAUGUUAUAUUAAUUGCUGGAAACAGACGUUUUCCAGCACAUCGUCUAGUACUUAGCGCAGGUUCAGAAUAUUUUGCUGCCAUGUUUACUAGUUCUUUAAGGGAAUCUGCACAAAAUGAAGUUGAAUUAAAAGAGAUAGAUGGGGAUGCAUUGUGGGCUUUAGUCUGUUAUUGUUAUACAGGUUGUAUAGAGUUGAGGGAGGACAGCGUAGAAACUCUUUUAGCAACAGCACGGUUGCUGCAGUUGAAUCCAGUCGUUAAAGCUUGUUGCCAAUUUCUUAGGAAACAACUCCAUCCGAGCAAUUGUUUAGGGAUAAGAAUGUUUGCGGAUACACAGGGUUGUACAGAUUUAUUAGAUCAUGCUCACGCAUAUACAACAAAGCAUUUUAUGGAAGUUACAAAAAAUCAAGAAUUUUUACUACUGUCUGCUAGCGAAGUUGCCAAACUGUUAGAAUCUGAAGAUCUUAAUGUACCUUCAGAAGAAACUAUUUUUCAUGCACUUAUGACUUGGCUGGAGUAUGAUCCAGAAAAUAGACGAAAAGAUGCAAGCAGGCUAUUAAGUCUAGUAAAAUUACCUCUAUUAUCUCCUGCGUUUAUAGCGGAUAAUAUCGAAAGCAAUGAAAUGUUCAAAGAUCAAAGAAUGGCACAGGAGUUAGUUAUGGAAGCAUUAAAAUAUCACCUUCUACCUGAACGUAGGCCAUUGCUACAGUCAGGACGUACAAAACCCAGAAAAGCUACCGUGGGUCAUAUGUUAGCUGUUGGAGGAAUGGAUGCCAAUAAGGGUGCUACUUCUAUAGAUGCAUUCUCUCUUAGAGAUAAUAUUUGGAAACCAAUAGCCACUAUGAGUGGUAGAAGACUUCAGUUUGGUGCUGCUAUUGUUGACAAAAAAUUAAUAGUUGCUGGUGGAAGAGAUGGAUUAAAGACAUUGAAUACUGUAGAAUGUUUUGAUUUCACAACUUUUAAUUGGAGUACAUUAUCUCCCAUGAAUGUGCAUCGUCAUGGAUUAGGUGUAGCUGUGUUAGGUGGACCUUUGUAUGCUGUUGGAGGUCAUGAUGGUUGGAGUUUUCUUGAUACGGUAGAAAGAUGGGAUCCGGCAACGCGUCAAUGGAGUUCAGUUUCUCCUAUGUCAAUACAAAGAUCUACAGUUGGUGUUGCUGUAUUAAAUGAUAAAUUAUAUGCUGUAGGUGGAAGGGAUAUAAGUUCAUGUUUAAAUACAGUGGAGUGUUAUGAUCCACAUACUAAUAAAUGGACUCCAUGUGCACCCAUGUCAAAACGACGAGGUGGAGUAGGUGUAGGUGUAGUAAAUGGAUGCCUUUAUGCAUUAGGUGGUCAUGAUGCACCUUCUACUAAUCCCAACGCCAGCAGAUUCGAUUGUGUUGAAAGGUACGACCCUAAAACAGAUACGUGGACAAUGGUUGCCCCGAUGAGUGCCCCACGGGAUGUUGUUGGUGUCUGUGUGCUCGGUGAUAGACUUAUGGCAGUAGGUGGCUACGAUGGCCAGCAAUACCUUACGCUAGUCGAAGCAUACGAUCCUCAUCUGAAUGAAUGGGAACCGGUUGCCCCUUUGAAAGCUGGUCGAGCGGGAUCUCCAUGUGUUGUUAUAAAAAAUUUAACAGAUUUCGGAUUUGACAAUUAACGGUGCAAUCUGCACAUGCUCAAGCAUAGAAUUUCAAACAUAAAAUCAAAUGUUUUAAUUCAGUGUCUUAAAUCGAAAGAUGCAUUUAUCGAUAUCACGGUAUUACGGAAGGAACAUUAUUUUCAACUGUAAACAUAUGUUCAUAAACUUCGCUAAUUUUAAUAUGGACAUGGUUAUGUCUGUAUUAUAAUUUGGUAUAUGUUUGUGCAUUAUCGUGAAUUUGUAUAUAUUUAUAUCUACAAUUUUUUUGUAUAAACGUAUUGAAGUAUUAUAAAAUUGGAAGCGGAAUAACUAGAAUAGUAUAACAAACAUAAGAAUUUUUUAAUAGAAUCUUUUUUAUUACACUUUUUAUUAAUAUUUUUGUACACAUAGCAAUAUGUCAUUAUAAAUAUACAAUUACACAAACAUAACAGUGUGUGUGCAUGGAGAUGAUAAAAAAAACCGAUGUAUGUAAGAACAAGUUUAUUUUUCUUGUCGAAAUAAUGUUUUUAUUUA
Molecule: messenger RNA, 2879 nt
Organism: Megachile rotundata (alfalfa leafcutting bee)
Lineage: Eukaryota; Metazoa; Arthropoda; Insecta; Hymenoptera; Megachilidae
Product: kelch-like protein 5
Molecular function (GO): protein binding
Source: RefSeq, a predicted model, not a curated record